Molecule: messenger RNA, 438 nt
Organism: Fusarium sp. VM40
Lineage: Eukaryota; Fungi; Ascomycota; Sordariomycetes; Hypocreales; Nectriaceae
Source: the annotation of a GenBank genome assembly
AUGGACCAAGCCCUCUCAAACUCCGAGCGACUUGGACUGCCAAACAUGAUUCUCGUACAGAUAUCUACAUACAAAAAUGACAACACCUGGAUACUCGAGGGUCUGAAAGAACUAGGUCCAAACAAAGCGCGUGGCGUAGUUGCCUUCAACCCAGACAAUAUCGACAUAGAAACCCUUCAUCAAUGGCACCGUUUGGGUGUCAGAGGUGUACGGCUUAACUUGAGGUCGACCAAAACUGCCCUGAGCAAGGACCAGAUCCAAACUGCCUUACGAAGGUACGCUGAGAAGCUGCGGCCAAUGAAGACGUGGUCUAUUGGAUUAUAUGCUGAUAUGGACGUACUGGACCAUGUCCAACCCUUGGUCUCCGAACUGGGAGUUAAGCUCGUCCUCGAGCAUUUUGGGUCUCCGUCCAUCCUGCCACUGAACCCAGCGAAGUAA